Pantherophis guttatus is the source of this 9564-nucleotide messenger RNA. The record is from RefSeq and is a predicted model, not a curated record. Lineage: Eukaryota; Metazoa; Chordata; Lepidosauria; Squamata; Colubridae.
UAGUGGCGUCUUCCGAUCCCUCCCUCCGACCCUAGCAGGCUAAGCAAGCAGGCUGGCAGCCGAGAUCGGAGGUGGCGGUUUCUGGGGGACUGCGAGCGCGAUUUAGGCGACCGUGGGAGCCCUACGGGUGGGCAGAGGCGCUGCCUCUCUCCCCUUAGUCGUGGGAGAAAUUAAUUUCGCUGGUUCAUCUAUAGUACCAAGGUUGGGCACGUCAGCUCCCCCGUCCAUCAUCAGCCUCUUGCUGACGAUCUUGGUGGGGGAGAGCGCGUGUGGCUGGAGAGGCCGAUUUCGGCACCUCCCCACUUUUUUCGUUUUUCCAAUUUUGAUCAUUAUCACAUCGUCGGGAAAUAAUUCUGACGCUACCGACCGAGAUUUGAAUAGUGCCACAUUUGCGGGAUCCAUCGAGUCUUUAGUCUCUCUGCUGAAGCGUGUCCUCUUUCCCAGUCCUUUUAUGUCUCCCCACACUUAUUUUAUUGACACCCUUUUAUAAUAUUCGAGGGGAGGCGUUGGAUUCCCCGCCUAAUCUUCCUAAAAUCCAGAGUCCUGUUCAGGAGGAGGAGGAAGAGACGACGGAAAGAGCAACCAGAUACUGGUGAUGCCAGGUACAGUCUUUGUAAGGGCCCUGUUCUGAGGAAGAUCCAAACAAGGCGUUUGUGUGCUUUGAAUGCUUAGUCUUCUAAGCUUAAUAUUAUUUUUUCCUUUGUUUAUUCUCCUUUCCAUGGAAGUAAUUUGAGGAUUAAACCUCCCAACCAAAUUACUUCAGUCAUCAGAACAACGGUUAGGUGUGGACCAUCAGGGUACCAGGCAAAAACAAUUCCCAUGACACCUUUCUUUUUUUUGGAGGUUCAAUGACCAAAUCAUUCUUGAAGAGUCAAAAGGCACUGAGAGGACUUGAUUAUCCUCCAAGUGGGUGGUAAAAGGGAGAGGAAAAAAAAGAAAGUUCCAGAAAUACCUCUUCUCAGAAAGGAGGGCAGAAGCAACAAUUCAUAAGCAUUGCUGUUUUUCCCACCUUUGUGAUAUUGCUUUCAAAGGAUACCUAAAGUCUGCAGAACUACUUCAAGAUGUGUAGCUCUGUUAUUCCCAGGCUCUGGUUUUUAACAGAUCGACGUAUCCGAGAAGAUUAUCCUCAGCAGGAAAUUCUAAGGGCACUUAAAGCCAAAUGUUGUGAAGAGGAUCUAGACUUCCGAGCUUUGCUGAUGGAUGAAGUGGUCUUGACCAUUGAACAAGGAAAUCUGGGUCUUCGGGUCAGUGGGGAACUCAUCACUGCUUACCCGCAAGUAGUGGUGGUUCGUGUACCAACACCAUGGGUGCAAAGUGAUAGUGAUAUUACAGUCCUUCGUCAUCUAGAGAAGAUGGGCUGCCGGCUAAUGAACCGUCCACAAGCCAUACUUAAUUGUGUCAACAAGUUCUGGACAUUCCAAGAAUUGGCUGGUCACGGUGUGCCUCUUCCAGACACCUUUUCUUAUGGGGGUCAUGAAAACUUUGCCAAAAUGAUUGAUGAAGCAGAAGUAUUGGAGUUCCCCAUGGUCGUGAAGAACACGCGAGGUCAUAGAGGAAAAGCUGUGUUUCUUGCCAGAGACAAACACCAUCUGGCAGACCUGAGCCAUCUAAUUCGUCAUGAAGCCCCUUAUCUAUUCCAGAAAUAUGUCCAGGAGUCUCAUGGCAAAGAUGUGCGUGUCAUCGUGGUGGGAGGCCGUGUCGUGGGCACUAUGCUGCGUUGCUCAACAGAUGGUAGAAUGCAGAGCAAUUGCUCACUUGGUGGUAUAGGUAUGAUGUGCUCACUCAGUGAACAAGGGAAACAACUGGCAAUCCAAGUUUCUAACAUCUUGGGGAUGGAUAUCUGUGGCAUCGACCUCCUAAUGAAGGAUGAUGGCUCGUUCUGCGUCUGUGAGGCCAAUGCAAAUGUAGGUUUCAUUGCCUUUGACAAGGCUUGCAAUCUAGAUGUAGCUGGUAUCAUAGCGGACUAUGCCGCUUCACUGCUUCCUCCCGGUCGCUUGACACGACGCAUGUCCUUGCUCUCUGUGGUAUCCACGGCUAGCGAGACUAGCGAGCCAGAGCUGGGACCUCCAGCUAGUGCCACUGUCGACAAUAUGAGUGCUAGCUCCAGCUCUGUCGACAGCGACCCUGAAACCACAGAGAGAGAGUUGCUCACCAAGCUCCCGGGGGGGAUAUUCAAUAUGAACCAGCUAAUAGCCAAUGAGAUUAAGCUCCUAGUGGAGUGAUGCCACAUGUAAAUAACUAUGACCAACUUUCUUGUAAAUUUUUUUUUAAAAUACAACCAACUUGUAGUGCUGUUUAUUGGAAGCAGCUUAUAGAGGUGAGGUGAGGGUUUUAACUUGGGGCUCAGAAUCAAAACAUGCAUGUUCUGUGAAUGCUGCUUUCCUAUUAAUCUUACAGAACAUAUGUUUAGUUGUUAUUUUUAACAACUAUUUUUCAUUUGAUAAUACUUUGUUUAAUACUCUGCAUUGGGAAAUGGAGGAAAAGAACUGGAUAAGAAUUGUUUUUGAUAGGGAUGCCAUUAUGAUUUUUGAACUCAUAUGAAAAUGUUUCAUCUUCAUUUAUGCUAUUUGUAAUUUGAAAAGUUAAUGCUCCAAAAGCACCUGUGAACAAAUACUUUGCCAACCAUCCCCUCACCUCAUUGGAGCUCAUUCCUAUUAGUUAUUAUAUGCCUUUUGCUUUAUGUCCUAUAGGAGUGGAGAGAAAUUAGAACACCCAUUUUUUAUUUCAUUCAGAGGUUCUAAAUAUCAGCAUUUCUAUCUAUUAUCAAUAAGAUCUGUAAAAUUAUAUCCCUGGCAACAGUCCACAGUUGCCUCUGAAAUUCUAGCCUUUAAGCAGUUUUACAGGGUGCAAUAUUGAUUACUUCAGCAUGAGCUUUUGAAAUAAACCUGCAACUUCUGCCAUUUCUGUAUUGACAGAUGUCCACAUGCUUAGAUUUAAAAUCAAAUUCGCUUUCCUUGAGAGAAAAAAAUUACUAUGUAUCUGAAUUUUAAAAAUAAUUUUAAAACCUUGCUUUAGGUCAGGAUGGGGAGAAACUGUGUGUAAAAUUCAGUUUGGGCCAUUGAUGGCAGAAGCGGCAUGUUUUCUUUUGCACAAGAACUGAGAUAAACAACACUGUUAACUUUUGGUGUACAAAAUAAUGUUUAAUCCAAUGUGAAAAAGAAUAACACUAGUUUAAAACAAAUGUGCAUUGACUUGUAUUUGUUAGUGUUUUAGUCCUUUUUGCAAGAUAUAUGCUGUGUUAAUGUUUCAUUUUUAAUACAUGCUUGUCCAACACUUCCUUCUCCAUGCCUACAUCUUUAACAGGGGCCCAAUUUGAAAAAUACCUGUACUACUCAACAUCACCACUAAUAGUAACAAACUUAUACAAAAAUAUCUGAUGCCUAGAAAAUAUGGGAGGGGUGUGGAGGAGGGUUGAAACGGAUGCAAAUUUCAAAAUUACAUUUUGUAAAUUUAAUGUGUCACUAUUAUUGAUAGAAGGCAUUAAAAUCUAAAGUGGUCUGAUUUACAAAGGAUAAAUCCUGAAAGAAACAAGCAGGUUUUGGUUUUGGGAAACACUUUGCCAGUAAGGCCCAGCCAGAAUGGGAAUAUGAUUUAAGGCCGCCAGUGUGUGGAUCUCAGGCCCCUUUGUAUGUGUCUGUAUUUUGCUUUGUUUUUGUCAUUAAUUUUUGUCUGUCCAGUUCGUCAGUCUUUUUUCCAGAAUGCCUGAUGAUCUCCUCUCCCAGUCCAUCCCUGAUACUUCUGGCUGUGCAUUUUCUUAUUAAAUUUGAUAAAAGAACCAAAACAACAGCUUUGGGUCUGUUUUAAUGGCCUCAUCUUCCUCCUCCUCACCCAUUUCUCACUCAUUUAUUUACUUUGGGUAUAUACCAUAUUGAAAUUAUAGAAAAAUGUAAAUAAAAUCCUGUUACUUUAAAAACAGCCAUCCGCAACACGACACAGUAGAAUAUUUGUAACAGCAAGUUGGCUUAUGAAAGGGUUUUGGAGGAUGGGCAGCUUCUGUGUGUAGGGUUAUUUUGUCUCAGUGCUUCAGAACAACAAUUUACCCUCCAGGGCUCUGAGCUUCAUUCUACUAGCCAACUUCACCACUCAACUGUUUUAACUUUCACUUCGGUAUUAAACAUCACUUGUGAACACUUUACAGAGACACUAGGAAUAAAUAGAAAACUAUUAGCUUGCUUUCAUGAAGGUUAAUCAUGCUUAUUUGUACAGGUUUUUAAAAUGCAAUAAUAACAUUUUUGUAGAAUUAAACAUUGUUAAAAACAAAAUACAAGAAUGAUUGUUGGCAUUGGCUGAUGAAGCAGAAACGAUAUUUUAGCGUGUGUAGGUUUAAGAAAAUACAAAGGUUUCUAUUUUAAAAAAACUCAGAAAAAAGAAAAACCCGAAGUAGCUUUCUUUCCUUCUGCUUUGUGGCCCUUCACCCCUUUGUUAACUAGACAUGUGCCUUCUAAAAUACAGGUUUCUUUAAAAGAUUGCACAUCUUUCAGAAAUAUGAGCAAAGAAUUAACCUUUGUUAACUAGCAGAAAAAUAUUGCAACAUUUACAGGAAACAAAGUUGAUGCCAGAAGAAGCUUGACAAUUCUUUAAUACUUCUGAUUUGGGCUGUUUGAGUUUCUCCACUGUUUGAGAAAAACAGUUUGUGACAAAUGUUUUUCACAUGAAUUUUUUUCAAAAUGUGUAGACCCAAUUUACACCACUAUAAAUGCAAUGGAAUGACAUACAUUUUGUUUUGAAUCAUACACAAUGGAUACAUUAAGGGAUUUUAUACUUUGGUUAAUGUGUUGGCCAUGUGAUGGCCAUGUGUGUGUUGUGGUUGUAUUGGAAAGAUGGAAAAGAGACUGAAUAACGUUUGGGCAAAGAAAAGUCUCACACGUUGUUGAAAUAGAAGUUGGCAUUGCAUGUCAAAAUGACAUAGGAAAUUCUCUGCUUGAAAAAAAUGGGGUGGUACAUUCCCUCCUUACGUAAUGUAAUUUUUUUUAAAAAAAUGUUGUAAAAGAAGUUUUAAAAACAUUACUAUUGGUAAAGAAAAUGAAUUUAGUUUCUAAUAACUAGAGUUUAAGUUCUGUAGAGAGUAGUGCUACACAUCACACUUCGCUGGAAAAAAAUACUGAGAAGUAUAUUAAGAGUACCAAUAUUACUUAACAUAAUUUGAAAUGAACAACUAGUAAAGCAGAAUUGAACAAUUGGGAAAAAUAGAAGCUGUAGUGAAUGUCAGCAUUCAAAUGAUACCAAGUUUGGAUGAUAAUGAUGGAGUUUAAUGAGUACUGUAUGUUUUGUUUGUGCUUUUAUUUUACAGAUGCUAUGUUUAUACUUUUUCUACUGUAUAGAAUUACAGGUUGUAUUUGUAGCUUUGUAUCUCCUCAGAUUUUAUAUUGUUGAUAAAACUUCUCAUUCUGGAACACUUUGGUAGAACAUUAAUAACAGAUGUUGGGAGGACAACAUAUUUGUGGACUAUUUUUGUUGUUGUUGUGUUCCACCAAACUUUCAACCUGUUGGAUCAAACUACACUGACUUUGUUCAGCAAUUUACCAAGAAUUUAUUUAGAAGAUAUGCCAAGAAAAAUGUUUUGAACCUGUGAAAUUUGGAAAGAAAAAAAUAAAAGACAGUUUUAGAAGUGCUGCAUUGGACAUGUACCAGACUUGAUGAAUACUGUUUUAAACUUCAUAUCCUCCCAGUUAAUAAAAGCAGAGCUCAAGUUGGUUAAAUGUAUAAGGGUUUAAACUAUGUAAGAUGUAUCAAUAUGUACAAUUCUUUCUCAUGGCUCACUCUUUUUGAGAAGGUUUAUGAGCUAUUUGGCUGGUGUGAGACUCACGACCCACUCCUGUUCUCUCUAUGGAAUUGUAGGUGCUCAGACAGGAGCCAAAAAAGUCAAACAAUCCAGAGAAAAACUUCCCUUCUCCCCUUUCUGGUGACAAGAGAGAGAGAGAGAGAGAGAGAGCUUGUGAAAAUCCUUGAGAAUGUUCCUCCCUAAACUUCCCCCCCCUGUGGUAAAACAAUAAACGCAGCAGCCCGGUGGCAUCCAAUACCAACCCCUUGGCAGGUAACUUUCAGCUCUUGAUCAUCCCAUAUUAGCUAACACUGCUUUCCUUUUUUCUCUUCCUCAGUCAUAAUAUGAUUAUUGCUGUAAAAGAAUGAGUUUUAGGAAGCAAAUGGUAUUUCUUUUCUUGUUCUUCAUUUUGUGUAUAUUUAGCAGAAUUAGACUUUAAAGCUUAUUGUGAUCCAUGUGUUCAAGUAGGAUCACAGCAAGAGAAAAUUUAAGCAGUGUGCAGUGACAGAAAGAAGGGAUGGGAUGGUAUGUAACUUCACAGAUUCUGCCAUCUCGAUCUUCCCAUGUACCUACCUCUUCUUGCUGCCCCUUCCCCCAAUAUACGUUCUUGGCUUAAGUUUUACAGGGCUUUGAUGCUUUCCAGGGGCACAGUCAGCACAAAACUAAUCGGCAUCAAUUAACAGGUACGGAAAAUAGGAGUAAAAAGUUUAUAUAAUUUUCUAUUUCUUAUAGCAGGGCUUGGGUGGAGGGCAUUGUGUACUUGCAAAAAUUCAGAGGGGGAUUUUAUUUCAGGAAUUUUCUAUAUGUGUUGCUCAGUAUACUGCUAUUUAUUAGUAAUAAUGAACAAUCUGAAUAAUUUCUUAAUACUUUACUUUUGGUUUAAUAUUCAAAUAUCUGCAUAAACAUAUGACAGCAGUGACAUAAUCAGUGGUAGAAAUGAUGGCUAAUAUGAAAGAACAAAAUAUUCCAGAUGAACAUCCCCCAAAUAAUUUUGCAUGGGAGCGCACACAUGUCUUAUUACAAGAAAAGUGUUUUCUUUUGUCAGGUUAACUUUAUAGUUAUAUGGCUUUGAAAUUUAAAAGUGCCAAGAUAUUCUGCUAAAAUAGAUUAAGAUAGGUUAAAAGCAGUAUUUUUUUAUGUGGAAGAUUUACUAUUAUUUCUAUAACUUCUAUUUUUCACGAAUACUUAGUUUCUCACAGACAUAGCAAACAUUUUUGCAACUUUAUUUGAAACAAAAAUGGUUGCUCUUCAAAAGUCUUAUAAAAUUGUCUUCCCUGUUAUUUUUGACCCAGAGGCAUUGCGUAAAGAGAAAAACAUUAGAUUAAAAUUCGCUGUUGAACAGACUUUUUUUUCCUUCUCUUGCCAAUUUUUAGACUUUUUGACACAAUCUGAUUCCUACUGCAAUUCUUGUGACUUGAAAAAGCUAAACAAGAGGAAGGAUAAUAUUGCAAAUUGUUCCUUAAAAUUGUCAACACUCAUGCAAAUUAGCAGUUGCUGGAAUUGGGGGGAGAAGUGGAAAAGUGAUAUUAAAGCAAUAGGAUGCUGUUCAACAAUAUCAAAUUUUCACUUUGCUUGCACUAAAAGGGCAAUCCAAUAAGGCAGACAUUUGGCACUGCCCAGAGUUCCAGCUUUCAGGAAAUGGUGUUUUACUUUUUAAUGUUCUAUGUGAAUUAAGUUUAUGAUUUGCAGAGUUUGGUUAGAAAUAUACCGGUAUUUGGGAAAAAAAAUAUGGUACUAUGAAAGAGGAAAGUAAUAACUAGGUAUGCUUAGUGCAACAGAAGAUCUUUUGUGUUGAAAUGUGAUGGUAACGUAACAGAAGCAUCUGGUGGCAUUUGUAUUUUUAAUCUGCCAUGUAGUAUCCAUCUGUAAGGAUACCUCCAAAGUUUAUUAUUUUGGUCUUCUGUCCAAUAUUUUUCUGAAGGAGAUGGGAGGUAUGGGAGGAAAGAUUGUAGUGAGCUUCAUGCCUUUAAAGGAUCCCCAUUGUGUGGUUUUUCUGUGAGCUGAACAAGAACUUCUUCUAUAUGCCCUUGUGCUGCAACAGAAUAAUAAAACUGGUAGGUGGCAGCAGAAGAAGGAGAUUAUACAGAUGGCACCCGAGAACAGAGAAUGCUGCCAUGUGGGGAGAGAUGGAUUCCAAAAUAUUAGCAGAUGUAACGUGCAAAGAUGAGAGACAGCUUCCUUGACUUGUUACUCUGCAUGAUUUUACCCUGCAGGUCUGUAGAAAAGGAAGUGGGAGAAGAUAAACAUCAGAUCUCCUCUGCAAAAAACAACUUCCCAACCGUGCUAUGCAGCUUUUCAAGAAGGACACAGGUCUAUCAAAUUUAUAGCUCUGUUGUAAAGUAACGUAUUCACCUCUGGAUGACUUUGCAAGCAAAAAUAAUGUGUGUCAUUCCAUAUCUUUAUUUUAAAGGGAAGAAUGAGUAAAGAUACCCAAUUGUUCCCUCACAUGAGCAGCAGAAUUUACCACUGCUGAGGGUAUUUUGAUAUUACCAUAUUUCCCCGAAAAUAAGACAGGACUUAUUUUCUUUUGGGCCCCAAAAUAAGCACUAGGGCUUGUUUUCAGGGGUGUCUUAUUUUGCAGCUGCCUGCCCGCUCCCUCCCACCAUCUGCUUGCCCGUGGCAGCUUACAGGGCUUCCCAGGGCAGACACACUUUUUGCCCAGACAGAGAAAUGACGGAGACUUGAAACUUUGCCUGCUUGCAAAUGGGAUGCUUUGAAACGGAGCUAAGCAUGUUGAAUUCGCCUGCCUACCCACCCUCCAUGUCUCUGCCUCUGCCUGGCUCUACCACGUACUUUUUGCCCAGAGGGAGAUGAAUCUUCGGGUGCUUGCAAAUGGGAUGCUUUGAAACAAAGCUAAUUGCUUCGUCUCCCUCUGGGUGAAAAGUGCACAGCAGAGCCAGGUGGAGGCAGAGGCAUGGGGUUGGUGGGGAGGCAAGGAAUCCCAAUGCGCCACCCACUCCGUUCCAUUGUCUCUCAGCUUGCUUGCAGUCGUGCCAGGCAGGCACUCAUGCAGGGCAUCGGGAUUGCCUUCCUCCCACUCCCCCAUGCCUCUGCUUCUGCCAGUGCCACUGCACAAGCCUCCCAUGAGCCAGGCAGCCACGCAGCAAGUCCGGAUCAUCUGUCUCUCCCCCCUUCCCGCCUCUGCCUCUGCACUCAGACCUAUCUGCGCUGUUCCAAGGGGCCAGCGGGCUGCAGCUACUUCCGGACACUGUUGGCCCUGCGCACUCGCCAUCUCUUAUGCUGGCCAUACCCAUCCCUGGGCUUAUUUUUGGGGUGGGCCUUAUAUUAGGCCCACCCCAAAAAAUCAGGCUAGUGCUUAUUUUCAGAAUGGGUCUUAUUUUCGGGAAAACAUGCUAUUAAAGAGAUGAGCAUAUUUGCCAUGUGCUUCCAAAGGUCUUGCAAGCAAACUGCUUCUCUCAGAAUUCUAUUUUGUUUCAGUUGGCAAUUUCUGAGAAGAACUAUGGGAAUGUCAAGGAAACAGAUAAUAUUAAUUUGUUCUGAAAUCACUUAUCCACAUUUUUCUUUUCUAUUAAAUAUUUUCACAGGACUCUUUGAUGCUAUAGGUCAGCAGGCCAGAGAUGCAAGCCAGAGACUGCAAUUUUUGUACUGCGGCCCAGGUUUUAUGAAGAAUCAAGCAUCAUUCCUUCCUCCCCUUUUAAGAAUUGUGUUCCUUGCCAUUUUGUUUCUUCAGUUCUAAAAGGAAUGAAUCGCGAUGCACAAUGUCCAGUGCUGGAAAAAUGACAGCAGUGUUAAUGUAUAGAUAAAAUGGAAGUUAUUCAAUAAAAAGUUAAUUUUUAAUUUGA